Molecule: messenger RNA, 475 nt
Organism: Acaulospora morrowiae
Lineage: Eukaryota; Fungi; Glomeromycota; Glomeromycetes; Diversisporales; Acaulosporaceae
Source: the annotation of a GenBank genome assembly
GGUUUUCAAAUUCGCCAACGCGACCGACCACCACGCUUCGACGUCGGGCGCAUAAUUAUCGUCAACACAAGAAUCGUAACCAUUCCACGGUUAAAUACACAGUUAGCGGUGAAGAAAGCAUUACUGGCAAAGAAAGCAUUACUGGCAGUGCAGGAUCAAUAAACAGAACACAGGAAUCUAAUGUUACUGCACAUUUAACACCAUCUGAUGAUAAUAAAUAUACUGGAACAUUUUCCACGAUUCUAAUGGACCCAAUGUCGAAUAUGAGUUUACGAGGAUUAUUAUUUGCGAUUUUAGUUCUAUUGUUUGCAGCGAAUAUCUCUUCAUUUAUGUACAGUAAAAAUUAUAGCAGAUUUGCCGAGUCUUCCACGAAAGUUGUCCCAUCAGUCCCCGCAGUAUAUAUUCGUGAUUUGGAAGAGCAAGUGUUCAAUAUAAGUAACGAAAAAGUGUUGUAUAGUGUUGUGGAUCCUGAGAG